CGCACUCCACCAUCGCUCCUCGAUUCCCCCCAAUGGACGCCUCCGAGCAGCCGCCGCCGCCGCCGCCGCCGCCUGCCGAUUCCUCCGGCGAGUCGGGGUCGAGCCCGGACUGGGCCGAGCUGACUCACGAGUGCCUCACCAACGUCCUCUCCCGCCUCACGGCGGAGCAGCUCUGGAAGGGGCCCAUGCUCGUCUGCAAGUCGUGGCUCCGCGCCUCCGCGGACCCCUCCCUCCACACCGCCUUCGACCUCGAGGCUCGCUUCGAGUCGUCCCGCGAGUCGAUCCACUGGUGGUCGCCGGAGUUCGAGCGGAGGGUCGACGCCAUGCUCCGAUCGGCCGUCGGCUGGAGCGACGGCGGCCUCGCCGCGAUCCGCGCCCGCCAUUGCUCCGAUCGCGCCCUCGACUUGGUCGCCGAGAGGUGCCCGAAUCUUCAGGUUCUCUCAAUCAAGAGCUGCCAAAGUGUCACCGAUGCCUCGAUGGCCAGGAUAGCAUCCCGUUGCGCCAGCCUCAGGGAGCUCGAUAUUAGCUAUUGCCAUGAGGUGUCUCAUAAAUCUUUGGUUCUGAUUGGGAGGAACUGUCCUAAUCUUAAAGUUUUGAAGAGGAACCUGGUGAACUGGUUAGAUCCUUCCCAACAUGAGGGUGUAGUCCCCACUGAGUAUUUGAAUGCUUGCCCGCAAGAAGGCGAUUCAGAAGCUGCCGCUAUAGGGAAGUGCAUGCCUCAACUGGAGCACCUCGAGAUUCGCUUUUCCAAGUUAACAGCGAAAGGUCUUACCUCCAUUUGCGACGGUUGUCUCGACCUUAUGCACUUGGACCUGUUGGGGUGUGCAAACCUGACUAGUCGUGAUAUCGUGAAUGCGACGUCCAAUUUGAAGAAUCUGCAGGACAUAAUUAAGCCUAAUUUCUACAUCCCUCGGUCGGUUUUCCAUACAGAGCGGUAUGGCCACUGGCAGUUGUAUGAUGAGCGAUUCCAGACGGAUGUCUUCCGAAUCUGAUCAGGCAAGCUGGAAGCGGUUCUCGAGCUAAGCUAGCAGAAUCUGAAUGACUUUGCACGGCAUCUGGUGUGUGAUGAUCUUCAGUGUACUUAUUCGCAUGAAGUCAUGUAGCAACUUCAUCUUGUGUAUUUAUUUAAACAUUACUUUUGAUAAACUUCUCUAUCAAUAUGUUGAUCCUCUCUUUUCGUCCUGCAUUAUUGUAUGCUUCCCUUGCUUGUUCAUAUAUAUCAUAGCGGAACAUCUAUUUCUUGCUGUUC
Messenger RNA from Eucalyptus grandis, 1249 nucleotides. RefSeq names its product F-box protein SKIP1. NCBI's taxonomy places the organism in Eukaryota, Viridiplantae, Streptophyta, Magnoliopsida, Myrtales, Myrtaceae. The record is from RefSeq and is a predicted model, not a curated record. Bases 33 to 992 code for a protein of 319 amino acids. The transcript is spliced from 2 exons. Gene Ontology annotation, molecular function: protein binding.